Molecule: messenger RNA, 426 nt
Organism: Uranotaenia lowii
Lineage: Eukaryota; Metazoa; Arthropoda; Insecta; Diptera; Culicidae
Product: sperm flagellar protein 1-like
Exons: 2
Coding region: 1-366 (121 amino acids)
Biological process (GO): regulation of cytoskeleton organization
Cellular component (GO): axoneme
Molecular function (GO): microtubule binding
Source: RefSeq, a predicted model, not a curated record
AUGUCCUCUACUGGGCAAUGGCUCACGCCAGAAGAAAAACAAAACGUAUUGCGUUGGCUACAGCAGUUUCGAUUUUCAUCGCCAAUUCGGAAGCUGAGUCGUGAUUUAUCGGAUGGCGUUUUGGUGGCGGAAAUGUUGCAUCAAAUUUUCCCGCGGCUGGUGGAGCUGCACAAUUAUACCAAGGGAUUUGCGCCAAGCCGGAAGCUCGACAAUUGGGACACCCUUAAUCGGAAGGUCUUCAAGAAGCUGGAAAUCGAGUUAACUCCGGAUGUGCUCCAGGCGAUUGUCGGCCAGCAGGAUGGUGCCGUUGAAGCCGUUCUGAUGGAGAUCAUGAUCAAAGUUCAGCGCAUCAUGGCGAAUCAAUGAGUGGAACUUGUUGAGCGAACAUUUUAGUGGCUAUUUUAUAUUUUUUAUUCAGAAUUAUAU